This is a messenger RNA of Rotaria sordida, 756 nucleotides long. NCBI's taxonomy places the organism in Eukaryota, Metazoa, Rotifera, Eurotatoria, Philodinida, Philodinidae. The record is from the annotation of a GenBank genome assembly.
AUGAUCAAACUCUUGGCUAGGAGCUACUUCAUCUAUCUAUAUUGGGUAUCCAUCAUUUGGAUGAUGUUUUGUAUGAUUGACAUCAAUCGUCAUCGAGGUACUUCGAACAAAUUGGAUUCGAACGAUGCAGAUUUGACUAGUGAUGUUCGUCUCACUCGAAACAAACGUAUAUCAACGUCGACAGGAGCAAACAGAAAAUCAUUAAUUGCAACCUAUACCGAUUUGCAAGUACUCCAUGAGUCUGAAGAAGAUCAAUUAGAUAAUAACGAAGAUAAUCGAUCGGAGAUGAAUCUUAAUGAAGUAUCAACAGACAAUCAAGAUAUAUCUACUUCUGAUGAUCAUGGCAAUAAAUUGAACUCUCUGAAAAAUCUCUCGUAUCAAUCAUUGACAACGAAAUCGUCAACAGAUAUGACACGAGGCGUCCGGGGUCGACGGAGUACUCUCAAUGCAAUCAAACAACAUGAUCUCAGAACCUAUGUACGUCGUCGAAGGGACAGCAUUGUUCAACACAUUAUCGGCUACAACUACGAUGACAAUUCUACCGUUGGUGGUCUCUAUACUCGCAUAGGCAUCGGAAUUUUUUGCCUUGGCACAGUAAUUCAUUCGGCUCUAUCGAUCCUAAGUAAUUUGGAAAAUCGUUUAUGUAUACGAUGGAUAUCUUUAAUGGAUAAUUCCUCACGAUUGCUCUUCAGCUUCAUUCAAUUCUUCUUCAUUUUCAAACAUUCGAACCUCAUCAUUCGAGCCCAUCAGAGUUAA